Molecule: messenger RNA, 3087 nt
Organism: Fimicolochytrium jonesii
Lineage: Eukaryota; Fungi; Chytridiomycota; Chytridiomycetes; Spizellomycetales; Powellomycetaceae
Product: protein-tyrosine phosphatase-like protein
Exons: 3
Coding region: 389-2929 (846 amino acids)
Biological process (GO): protein dephosphorylation
Molecular function (GO): protein tyrosine phosphatase activity
Source: RefSeq, a predicted model, not a curated record
AGUUUCGUCACUGCCACCGUGAAAAACCUUUUUUUUGUUGUUGUGCGAUCCUCUUUCCGAGAGUCCCGCAUCCGGUUUGACGCGAAAAGCAUUCUUGCUCGAGCAACGCAUUUGUCUGACUGCAGACAAAGGCACCCCUCGUCCGACGACUCCACUCGCUGCUUUCCCGUUCGCUUCUUUCGGGCUUCCACUACGUACUCAGACCGACGCCAGUUUCACUCUGGCAGGCUUCAUUCCAGGCUAUCGCUCUUCGUUUCAGAACUCUGGAAAGCCUCCUCUUCCGCCUUCCGCCAACAGGAAGACUCUUGGGACUGGACCUCGCUCUUGCCGGACCGACACUGUCAAGUUGAAGCCGCUCAAGGAACUCUCGCCGCCAGCGGCAUCUGCGAUGGCAACCCUGUACACUCGCACGACACCGGACCUCGAUAGCGAGGCGAGAUUCAGCCCUCGAUGUAACAAAGGAGUUUAUGCGGGCGACGGGCGGUCGAGCUCAAAUGAAGUUCGUAGCAAUGUAGACUACUUCUCAGUUCCAACAACGGGAAGACCGACUGCAUCCCCACUUCAGGCGUUCUCCACGACUCUCCCCUUCCUCACCCCAGCUGGCGCCGUGCCAGAAUCACCGUAUAACAACUUUUUCCAUCCGUCCCUCGUUGCACAAACGCCAUCACAGCAAACUCCCGGGCAGAAACCGUACUCUUCAGCGGCGGGACCAUACUCUCCAGCGGUGGGACCUUCGCAUGGCGGGCCAAGAGGCGCACCCGGACAACAUAUCGUAAUAAACCGUGCUCCUGGGGGCGCGAGAACUCCGGGUGCGCUGGACACGCCGGGACUCCCUCGCCAUGACACGUUCAAUCUGUCGAUGCCGGGGACUUCAGCAGGGCUAAGGAAGGGCCCUGCAGCCCCAUCCUUGCCUUGCGGACCUGCGUCGUCCGUGCCAAAUGGAGACGCGAGAGAUGGAUCUGUCAACUCGGUAAACGUACAAAAGGCCGCCGGACCCAAAGAUGCGGUCGCCUUUGAACCCAGCCAGUUCGCCAGCCUUCUCCAAUCCCAAACAUCCGCUUCGUCGGCGAAUACACAUACAGUCCUUGGUUUGGACAUGCGUUCGUACCAACACUACUCUGAGUUCCGGAUAUGUUCGUCGGUCAAUCUCUCUGUGCCCACUAUGAUGUUGAAACGACCCGCCUGCACGCCCGUGAAACUCUUUGGGGCACUGACUUCUGACCACGCCAAGAACGUGCUAAAGGAUUGGACAAAGUUCGAGAAUAUCAUUAUUUACGACGACGACUCCCUGAACACAGCUGAAGGAUCGCCUAUCGUCCUUCUGGCACGAAAGCUUCAGCACGCGAACUCGACGGCGAGGAUUGGAUGGUUACAGGGAGGUUUUACCGCAUUCUCCGAACAGUAUCCUGAUCUUUGUGACUCCUCGCCGCCACCCCAAGGUUCCGAGAGCAUAGCACCGAACACAAAUAACAUCACUCGAGGAGCGCCAUUAAAUAUAGGAGGACCGCUUACCGCACCUUCUGCUCUCGGCGCGCUUGGAGCAGCUAGGCCAGCGCUGUUACAACCGACGUACGCUUCCCACCAGAGUGCAUCUGAACUCAACGCGGAUGGGAUGCUUGCGGACACGAUCGAUGUGAACAAUACGCACAUACCGUUGUUCUUGAGAGAUCUUGUACGUCAGGGCAAUGUCAGGAGGCAGAUUGAACAGAACUUUGCCAUCGUCGAGGCUGCUGAGAAGAGGCGACUAGACUGCGCAUUCCGUGCUCAAUCUCGGGACGAUCCAUUCUCUGUGUCCGAUGCAUUGGAGGGCGGCGCGACCCGGAAUCGCUACAACAACAUCUGGCCCUUCAACCACAAUCGGGUCAAGCUUGCUUGCGAUGGACAGUUGACUCCGGAUAUGCGCGAAGACGGAGCGUCAUUGUCACCGUACAAGGCGGCCACAGCUGAACAGCACACCCGUCACAACGACUACAUCAACGCUUCGUUCAUCGUCUCCCCUGCCGGCCAUCGGUUGUACAUAGCUACCCAGGGCCCGAUCGCCAGUACCUUCGAAGAUUUCUGGCGGAUGGCUUGGGAGCAAAAAUCACGCAUUGUGCUCAUGUUGGUGGCAGACGCAGACGUACAACGAGGCAGCCAAACGUGCCACAAGUACUGGCCGGACGAGGGGCAUUCCAUGCUAUACGGUCGGACGCGGGUGACGCAUGAGGGAGAGAUACCCCUUCUUUUCGGUGAAAACCGGACUCCUUCGGCCGGCGGUGGUACUGUCGUGCGCCAGUUCCGGGUGGUGGUGGACGAACGGGAAGACAAAGCGGAAACGAUCUGGCAAGUGCAGUACCUCGGCUGGCCAGACCACGGCGUGCCCAAGCACCCCGAUGAGAUGCUCCGCGUGCACUACCUGGUAUCUACGAUGUGCCAGCGGCUCGAUAUCAAGUUUGGGAGGGAGGAAGUGGGGCCUGUCAUUGUGCAUUGCUCGGCUGGCUGCGGUCGCACAGGCGCGUUCAUCUGCGUCGAUGCAGUCUUGAAGGCGAUCAGCACGAAUCAUCCGAUGCACGCCGAUGCUGACAACACCCCGGUGCAAGAUCAAGCACCAAGUGCUGUUACUAGCUUGCCAUCCGGAGGUCACGAAAAGUCGUCGUCAACACCCUCAGAUACAUGGUCGACCGUACGCCCUGUUCUCACGCCCACCACAUUCGCCCCCGAAACCUCACCGCACGACAUGAUCCUGGCCACUGUCCACCACCUACGUUCGCAGCGCGUGUUGAUGGUACAAUCAUUAUCGCAGUACGGAUUCUGCUACGAGAUCGUGGCACGCUAUUGCGAUGUCAUGGAACGAAACGCGUACGAUUCGGUGGUGCAGCCAACUGUCGUCGAAGGGGCUCUGGAACAUAUGCACCUAGGAGAGAAGCAAGUCGACGGCGUGGGUAUAUAACUAUGAAAUCAAGGACUUCUCUCCUGGUCCUUGUCUCCCCGCUUCAUUCAACCUCGCGCACAUAUCAGAUACCACCCCGUCCCCUAUCCACACGAACUGCGGGUCGCUCAAAAACAAGAACGAGUUGGACAUACAUUUUGCGUUUUGUUUAGAUCGAA